This is a messenger RNA of Fukomys damarensis (Damara mole-rat), 3692 nucleotides long. It is a transcript of the gene Uhmk1, whose product is annotated as U2AF homology motif kinase 1. Gene Ontology annotation, biological process: peptidyl-serine phosphorylation; positive regulation of translational initiation; regulation of protein export from nucleus. Gene Ontology annotation, cellular component: neuronal ribonucleoprotein granule; nucleus. The record is from RefSeq and is a predicted model, not a curated record. Gene Ontology annotation, molecular function: ribonucleoprotein complex binding; RNA binding; ATP binding. The annotation marks the transcript as partial. The transcript is spliced from 8 exons. Lineage: Eukaryota; Metazoa; Chordata; Mammalia; Rodentia; Bathyergidae.
CUGGAGGCCUUCGGGCGGCUGUGGCAGGUACAGAGCCGCCUGGGUAGCGGCUCCUCGGCCUCAGUAUAUCGAGUGCGCUGCUGCGGCACCCCCGGCUCGCCCCCCGGCGCUCUCAAGCAGUUUUUGCCUCCAGGAACCACAGGGGCCGCGGCGUCGGCCGCGGAGUACGGUUUCCGCAAAGAGAGGGCGGCGCUGGAGCAGUUGCAGGGUCACCGGAACAUCGUGACUUUAUAUGGAGUCUUUACAAUCCACUUUUCUCCAAAUGUGCCAUCACGCUGUCUGUUGCUUGAACUCCUGGAUGUCAGUGUUUCGGAAUUGCUUUUAUAUUCCAGUCACCAGGGUUGCUCCAUGUGGAUGAUACAGCAUUGUGCCAGAGAUGUUCUGGAGGCCCUUGCUUUUCUUCAUCAUGAGGGUUAUGUCCAUGCAGACCUCAAACCACGUAACAUAUUGUGGAGUGCAGAGAAUGAAUGUUUUAAGCUUAUUGACUUUGGACUUAGCUUCAAAGAGGGCAAUCAGGAUGUAAAGUAUAUUCAGACAGACGGGUAUCGGGCUCCAGAAGCAGAAUUGCAAAAUUGCUUGGCCCAGGCUGGCCUUCAGAGUGAUACAGAAUGUACCUCAGCUGUUGAUCUGUGGAGCCUAGGAAUCAUUUUACUGGAAAUGUUCUCAGGAAUGAAACUGAAACAUACAGUCAGAUCUCAGGAAUGGAAGGCAAACAGUUCUGCUAUUAUUGAUCACAUAUUUGCCAGUAAAGCAGUGGUGAAUGCCGCAAUUCCAGCCUAUCACCUAAGAGACCUUAUCAAAAGCAUGCUUCAUGAUGAUCCAAGCAGAAGGAUUCCUGCUGAAAUGGCCCUGUGCAGCCCAUUCUUUAGCAUUCCUUUUGCCCCUCAUAUUGAAGAUCUGGUGAUGCUUCCUACUCCAGUGCUGAGGCUGCUGAAUGUGCUGGAUGAUGAUUAUCUUGAGAAUGAAGAGGAAUAUGAAGAUGUGGUAGAAGAUGUGAAAGAGGAAUGUCAGAAAUAUGGACCAGUAGUAUCUCUGCUUGUUCCAAAGGAAAAUCCUGGCAGAGGACAAGUCUUUGUUGAGUAUGCAAAUGCUGGUGAUUCCAAAGCUGCUCAGAAAUUGCUGACUGGAAGGAUGUUUGAUGGGAAGUUUGUUGUGGCUACAUUCUACCCGCUGAGUGCCUAUAAGAGGGGAUAUCUUUAUCAAACCUUGCUUUAAUAAGCAACCUAAGGACUGUUUCCUGUUUCUCCUCUUCCAUUUCCUGGAUCAUUGUAUUCUAUAUCUGAAUGCAGAAGUACCCUUUUAUCAUUUUAAAGGGGUACUUUGUACAUUUAUUUAAUCCUACUAAUGUGCAGUCAUUGCCCUAGCAAUGUUGCAUUACAAACAUUUGGCACCAGGUAGGACAAGACCUCUCAGCUAUACAUUGAGGGGUUGUAGAGCAUCCAUGUGGGCAAUCUUGUUUUGUGCAGUAUGGCAGGUGCUGCUAUUCCAUAUGUAACCUACAAAGACAUUAUUUCAUGUGACCAUGAAGCAAGGAUGAAUAAUAUGUUGUAGUGAAUAUUAUUAAUGAAUUUGUUAAGGUUGGUGGCAUCAAUUACAGAUUAUUCUCUCGUUGUCAGGUGGAUCUUAUUGUUGAAGUCACCUGGCACUGGAUGCUCUGAGUAAUGUUAAGUAAUUGUCAAGCAGCAGUUACCUACUGUGUUAACACUGAGUUGUGAAUUUUUUUAAAGGAGUACUGUAGUCCAUAAUAUUCCUUUAAAGAAACUGCAGUGAGCCUAUCUACAUUUUUAAAUUAUUAUUAAGGCUUUUAAAAUAGCUGAUGCUUGAUCUUGCACAAUUUUUAUGUCUAGUAUGUUUGCUUGAGUGAAUGUGCAGGUGUGAAAGAAAAUUUGAGUCAGUGUACUUUAUAGUGUGAAUCUUGCGAGCUAAUACAGUCUAUACCCUUCUCUUCCCUACCUGUUUCAAACCUGUAAGAUUGAAGAUAUAUGUUUUUUGAGAGUUGAUGUGUCUGAUAGAAUGUAAAUGGCAAAGCAGUUCAUUCCUGAGAGGCUCAGAACAAACUGGAGAAGAGACCAGGGUUACACUGAAACUUUUCAAGUGAUUGGAACAAAGAAGUAGCUUUGGUACAUGUAAAUUAUCCCAUUCUUCAUUGUACUGUAGACCUUUGAUUGGCUCAUCUUUUUUAAUUGAAUCUUCUAUGAUAAUUAUAAAAUUUCUUAAGAUAUAGUUCUACUUAUUAUGAUAGAAAAUUGAAGUAGACUUUAAAAAUUAGAUGUACAAUGAAGGGAAAAGAAAAAAGGCAAAGAGAAUCAUGAAGGAUCCAUCUUUUCUUUUUGUCUCAUGCCUCUCCCUCACUCAUUUUUCCCCUUCCCCCCCCAUUCUCUGUCUCUGUCCUUAGCUGAAGAGAAGCCAGAAGAACAGCAUUCCAAGUGGUCUAACUUUUGACUGUGUGAAAGUAAAGAAAGGUAUAGCUACAAAGGUAGAAGUAGAAAGAAAAGACUCACUUCUUAAAAGGAUUCCUAGCAAUCUAAUGUGUUUCUGAGUAGAGAAUGCCAGUAUACAUGAAUUUGUGGAUACAGGUUGAUUACAUGGUUUUAAGAAUUCUAAGUAUGAAUUCUCACCAUAUGUUAAAUGAUAUGAAGGUAUAAAAGUAAGGAAACCUUUACAAAGCACUGAUUAUACAAAAAAGACAAGUUAUAUAUGUAUGAAUUUUUUCCCUAUUUCCUUACCUGAAUGAAAUUAUUUUUUUCUAAGGAAAAACUAUUUUAUAUCUUCCUGCUGGAAGCCUCCUCAUACAGUCUCCCUUUGUGUGUGCCAUGCAGGUUACUGAUAGCCUGAUUAGAAUUUGCAUGUUCAAACAAUUACUAUUUGACAUUUUAGUUAUUACAGUAAUCAAAAUUUUUAGGACUCUCCCUUAAUAUUAUGAAGCCAGAUUUGGUAUAAGGAGGCUGAUUUAUAAAUUACCAAAGGAUCUUGUAGCAUGGUCCCCAGUAUGUGCCCUUAGAAAGAAGAACUAUUAAUUUUUAUUUUGGCCCAUUUAGGGGUUGAUUGAUUGGUUAAGUCAGAAUUUAAGAGUAGAACCAAUAUUUUGAAGACCUCAUUUUCCUUAAAUAUUUAUAUGGGUAGCUGCUUUUGUGGUAAUUAGAAAUAAUAGAUCCUUAUAUACCUACUGAUAAAUACAAAAUAAAGAUGAAUUUUUUAAGGAGAAGUAUUUGAGGUUAGCACAUGUACCUCUUCCCUCAUACCUUAGGGAAAAGAGAAAUCCUUGCAGAUGAGCUGCAGAUAGGCUUCUGAGCUUAGCCACGCAGUAUGCUGCUAACACUGAUGCUGCACUGCACAACAUUCUUUGAUCACCAUCUUGCAGAUAUACUCAUACAUAUAUGUAGUGUGUAACACUGUAGUAUUGUAUUACAGAAGAUGCUAACUAGAUUUUAAGGGAGCUGAGGGAGAAUUGAUGAGCCUGACUCACCAUGCAUCGAAUUAAAUAUUUUAUAAUAGACCCACAAAAUUGAAAAUAGAUGCCUACUAUGAUUCAAGUUGUCAUUUUAUAGCUUUUAUCCCAUUCUACCAAAGAUGACAUUUGUAGGCUCUUCCUCCUUUAGUUAUCAGAAGUUUAAUCUUAAUGUCUUUCUUAAACUGGAACCAAAUAUUAUUAAAGAUGCAGUUUUCAUGAUUCUUUUAGAAUGGAAUAUAUA